CUGGGCCAGUCCGGCAGUCAGAGUCCGAUCCGAUCCCAACAAACAGUGGAACCAAACCGCGCGAACCAAAUAGCCGAUAAGAGCCAGAGGAAUUCCCGAAGGCUCGGGGGUGAUAAUUUUUGGAAACGGAUCGGCUAAUUGUGACGGGGACGAUUGUCAUCACCCAGAAUUCCCAAGAUUUCGUCGUGGUAACUGAUUACCAACGACUAACCGCUGGUGCAGCAAGUGUUAUGUACUAGUGUCACUGCUGAAAUGACAACCAGUAUGAAGCAGACAGUUAUAAAAAAUCCAACAUGGUGGAAACGGCGCUCGGCGUUGGAGCGAGGCCUGACCAUCGUGGCCGUGACCGGAGUUCUUCUCUGCGUGGCUUUGGCCGUGGGACUCGCGGUAGUUGCCACCGCUACAGGUCCUUGUGACAUCUCGACGUCAAAUUCUGUGGUCGCUAACAGAGAGAUGCUACCGUUCACAGCAUCAGCGGCCCUGGGAUCUGACCCAUCGUCUAGAAAGACAUCGAUCUUCACCAAAGGAGACGAUGAGGACAAAGAUGCGAUAUGCUUCUCACCGGGAUGCGUUCACACUGCUUCCAAAGUAUUGGAAAACAUGAACCCAGAGGUCGAGCCCUGUGAUAAUUUCUACGAGUUUGCUUGUGGAGGAUUCGAAGCCUCGACUAUAAUCCCUGACGACAAAACUAGCGUCAAUACAUUCUCCGUAAUCAGCGAUAAACUUCAGGAACAGUUGAGAGCGAGUAUAGAAGAACCGCUUCGUGACGAUGAGCCGAAGCCAUUCAAGCUUGUGAAGAAUUUGUACAAGGCUUGCAUGAACAAAACUGCCAUCGAAAAGGCCGGUUUGGAACCACUUCAGAAAAUUCUGAAACAACUCGGGGGAUGGCCCGUAAUAGAGCAAAACAAUUGGAACGAAAACGACUUCAAUUGGGUGGACAGUGUUUACAGGUUUCGAAAAGUCGGCUACUCGGUGGAUUACUUUCUCGACUUCAGUAUCGGCGUCGAUUUAAAGAACAGCACGAAACGUGUAAUUGACUUUGAUCAAGCCUCGCUGGGUCUAUCUCGCGAAUAUUUAUCCAAAGGUCCAGAAGACAAAAUAGUCAAGGCUUACUUCGAGUACAUGAUUGACAUAGCGGUGAUCCUAGGAGCCGAUAAAGACGUGGCAACGCGGGAACUCUCCGAGUCACUAGAAUUCGAAAUCAAGCUGGCAAAUAUUUCACUGCCUAACGAGAAACGUCGAAACGCUACUCUCCUCUACAACCCCAUGACAGUAGCAGAGCUGAAAGAGAAGUACCCCGGCGUAAACUGGACGGCGUACAUCGACAAGUUGCUGGCGGGAAGCGUACACGUCGAUGACGGCGAGAUCGUGAUCGUGAAUGUGCCCGCAUACAUCAGCGACUUCGAAGAACUCGUGAAGAAUACCCCAAAAAAAGUUCAGGCAAAUUACGUAAUGUGGAGAGUCGCGGGAGCUUCCGUCAGUUACCUGAACGAACACAUCAGGAAGAGACAGUUAGAGUACGCCACGGCACUGAGUGGUAAGACAGAAAGAGAAGCAAGGUGGAAGGAGUGCGUAGACAUCGUUGCAGGCAGCUUGGCAAGCAGUACUGGCGCACUUUACGUGAGGAAGUACUUUAAGGAAGACGCAAAGAAGAAUGCUGUUGAAAUGGUGGCUGAUAUUAGGCAGGAGUUCACAAAGAUCCUUGAAAAGGUCGAAUGGAUGGACGAGAAAACCAGAAAGGCUGCUCUGGAAAAAGCUGCGUCCAUGGCAACUCACAUCGCUUAUCCGGACGAGCUUCUCGACGAUAAGAAACUUGAGGAAUUCUAUGACGGUCUGGAACUCAACCCCGAUGAUUACAUCGGUAGCAUCCUUAACUUGACUCUGUUUGGAACCGAGUAUUCCUUCGGAAGGCUAAGGAAACCAGUCAACAAAACUGACUGGGUCAGCCAUGGCCGUCCAGCGAUUGUCAACGCAUUCUAUUCUUCGAUCGAGAAUAGUAUUCAAUUUCCGGCUGGUAUCCUGCAGGGAACAUUCUUCAGUAACGAUCGCCCGCGGUACAUGAACUACGGUGCAAUUGGUUUCGUUAUCGGCCACGAAAUAACCCAUGGCUUUGAUGACCAGGGUAGGCAGUUCGACAAGGAGGGAAAUCUGGUGGACUGGUGGCAGCCGGAAACGAAGGAAAGGUACUUGGAGAAAGCAGAGUGCAUCAUCUAUCAGUACGGAAAUUACACGGUGGAAUCUAUCGGACUGAACUUGAACGGGAUCAACACGCAAGGUGAGAACAUUGCCGAUAACGGUGGAAUCAAAGAAGCGUACCUGGCGUACAAGGAUUGGGUGAAGAGAAACGGUCCCGAGCCAAAGCUGCCGGGUCUUAAGUACACGCCUGAGCAAAUGUUCUGGGUUAGCGCUGCCAACACUUGGUGCAGCAAGUACCGACCGGAAGCAAUGAAGCUCCGCAUCACGACUGGCUUCCACAGUCCGGGACAGUUCAGGGUUCUUGGACCGUUAUCUAACAUGAAAGAAUUUGCCGCGGAUUUCAACUGCCCGACAGGUUCGCCUAUGAAUCCGGAACAGAAAUGUUCAGUUUGGUAGACCUUGACGGUAAUUCGUUUGCAAGUCACGAAGUGUUGUGUAUUUGGUUAUAGAAAAUUACAGCUUUCGUCAAUUUCCCGAUUAACAAGCUUCAUUUUUCCUGGAAGAUAAAAAUUUUUGUGUCUGAAGCACUGAAAUUGGUUCAUUCUUAUUUUCUACUUUUCAUAAUUAACUAUGGAAAACCAGGCUUAGUAAUCGGGAAUUAUUUAUUGUAACAAUGAAUAUCGACGAUUUAUUAAACAAAAAUAGGGUCUAAUUUCAAACGAACUACAUUUGGGUGUCGAAAUGAACUUAUUUGAUAUGAGAAGAGCGACAUACGACCUGCUACUCACGCAUAUAUUAUAGUGCGAAGCUGUUAAGGGGUUCAAAUUUUUUGCACAAAAAUCGACACUGUCGCGGAGUGCAAAAUUGACGGGAGUUUCGCGCUGUUAUCCGUCCGUGUUUGUCGUUGCAAUUGACGCACAGUUCGCCGCUUACAAUUAGACUCUUGCUCUAAAAAUUGUUUUAGACAAUCACCGAGUAACUGAGCCCGGUGUGUUAAAAAACCGAAGGUUAAGUACGUGUAAAGUCGAGAAACUCGGAAAAGUCUUUUCGAAAAAAAUUAAUCACUGCAUAAUCAAUUUCAUACUGUAACAUUCUUAAGAUCAGAAUCGGUCAAAUAACGGUGUUUCAAGAAUGUUCGAAUUUAUUUCCAACUAUCCGUUGUGAAGAAAUAAAAAACACAAUGAGACUUUCAUUCUUGCUUGACUCAUCGCUGAUACGUAUGUGUAUAAAUGCAGGUUGAAAAAAUUAACCUAAGAAAUAUUGUUAUAAAUGUAAAAAAAAAAAAAACUAUACAACAGGUAUGAAAAGAAAAGCGGUGUUUCUCGCGGAUAAACAUAUCUAUGUACAUAUAGAACUGUUUGAAUAGUUAUAUAUUGUAACAAAACGCCAGGGCUUAUUACAUGAUAUUCAUUUUUCAUUUGCAAUUCGUCUAAGAGUUUUCUCUUUUUUCCUGUAACGAGCGUUGUAUUAUUACAACCCCUAAUGCAAAUAAUUGUCGCACAUAAUUGUUUACCAACAAUUCAAAGUGCUGGAUCAUGCGAGAAGUCGUCGCGUUGAGGAUAUUCAAGAUUGAAUUUGCUGUUUUAAUGGACCAUCUAAAGAUCCGAACAAUUUCCUGUGGUACAUAAGCAGCAGUUUUAAUGAUGUUGCAAUGAUCAUGCUGAAGGACAUUGGGUGUGAUAAAAAUCUUGUGACGAAGUGAAUAUCCUAAAAAUUCUCGAAAUAUGAAUCGACUAUCAUUUCUAUAGUUUCGCUGACGAUAUACACGCCAAACAACGUGGAAAUCGAGCAUCAAGUGCUCGAGAGAAGGUUAUGUUAGAAACAAAAAAAAAAAAAAUUAGCGGUACAUAAUAUUUGAUGAAUGUUUUCACUCUCACUGUAGUCACUGAAAGACACGAUUAAAAUAUAAUACAUUUGAAUAGAUAAUGACUACCGCAGUAAUGUUGUCGUUUUUACAAAGUACUUAGUCGACGUAGUAUUAAUUAGUGUUGUUGUGAGUGUAACGUAUGGCCAACGUAAUUUACCGUUAUUAACUGCUUUGCGAUGUAUACAUAUAAUUUCAUCAAAUUAAUUCAAAGAUAUGGGAUGUGAGUCCAGUUAGGUUGAUAGAUUGUUAACAAACCCUUCAUGCACCAUGGUAUAACGUAUUUAUGACAACUGCUUGUUAUUCUACGGUUAAGUUAGUGAAAUAUUGUACGUAUACAUAAAUAUAUAUUUAAUAUAAUGUAUUUGUUGAAUGUCAAAUUUUAAUAUUAAAAUUCAAAGAUCAAAUUUC
Molecule: messenger RNA, 4411 nt
Organism: Neodiprion virginianus
Lineage: Eukaryota; Metazoa; Arthropoda; Insecta; Hymenoptera; Diprionidae
Gene: Nep2
Product: neprilysin-2
Exons: 10
Coding region: 253-2592 (779 amino acids)
Biological process (GO): protein processing
Cellular component (GO): plasma membrane
Molecular function (GO): metalloendopeptidase activity
Source: RefSeq, a predicted model, not a curated record